Molecule: messenger RNA, 2619 nt
Organism: Crotalus tigris (Tiger rattlesnake)
Lineage: Eukaryota; Metazoa; Chordata; Lepidosauria; Squamata; Viperidae
Exons: 5
Coding region: 1368-2147 (259 amino acids)
Biological process (GO): regulation of T cell proliferation
Molecular function (GO): interleukin-27 receptor binding
Source: RefSeq, a predicted model, not a curated record
UACCCUCCGGUCCGCAGAAAAACCUCUCUCUACAAAACCGGUCCCUGGUGUCCAAAAGGUUGGGGACCUCUGACAUAGAGAUUAUCCAGAUUUUGCAGUUGAGGUACGGUAGCCCUAGGGUAGGGUUUCCCUUCUGGACACUCCACCUCAUAUGUGACCUCCAGCUCCUAGAUCUUCCUACUGGUGAGAAUUCUGGGAGUUGAAGUCCCCACAUUUGGAAACUAUCCAGGUUGGAAAACAUUGCCCUUGAAGAACUUUCCAAUAAAUCUCAAAUACCUUCUCCUAUCUUUAUUGAUCUAAAUAGUUCCUUUGAGAGCCGGGUCCUAAUCUUUUAAAAUUAAGUGGUUUUAAAGGUCAAAAUCAAUUACUGAAUUGCAUUCAGCAAUAAAUGGGAGCCAGAGCAAGAGGUUCCAUAAUAGAGGCAGUCCUCACAAUUGGGACUGGCAACUCAUUUGUUAAAGUGGUUGGUUGCUAAGUGUAAAAUCACAUGACUGCCACUGUUCUUAUGAUCUUACUUCAACUUUCCUUUGUGGAUUUGAGAAUGAAGGCAUUGGUGGCAAUGCUACUUUUCAUCAUCAUUGCAACUGCAAAUGGUCACUGUCUAAAGGGGUCACUAAAUGAGGACUACCUGAUGCCCAACGUGAUGCAGAUGCAAUGAGGAGUUUGCUUGCUACUCGUUACAACAAUUGGGUUGUAGACUCCCAGUAUAAGAGUGCAAGUAUGAUGUAAUCAGGCCAUGGGUUACCAUAGCCAAGUUGGAUCAUUUGAAUAAAGUCUACAUGGGAGGGAGUUGCGUAAACAUACACUUUGUCUCCACCUUCACUGAAAAUCCAGGGUCAGGAAAUGAUCAAAGAGCACUCCCGUGAUAGCAAUACAAAGGGAAAUACAAAAUGUAGUUUCAUGUAAAUUAUGUUUAAUAACACAGAAGACAAGCUGUAAGUCAGUGCAAUGCUGCUUUUUUGGGGGAGGGGGUCUUUUGAAAAUAGUGUGAGACAAUGUUCUUUUGGCAGUCUAUUGGUUGAAUGACUCUUGGAGGUGCUGAAGAGGAUUUUCCAUUAAACUUAAAUCUUGCUUGGGAUGAAAAUCACAUAAAAAAACAUGAUGCAACAUUUUAUCAACGGACGUCCAUCAGCAAAAAAAAAAAAAAAAAAAUGCAUGGAGACUUUUGGAAACUGGAACUGUCUGACAAACAAGAAAUCAGAUGUCCAAGGAUGCAGAGAGAAAAAGAAAGUGAAAAUAAGAUUAGUGUUUAGGGAUUGUGCCAAGGUCCAUGGUAAGAUUAGUGGAUUUCUUCGUACUUGAGGUGCUGGGUGUUCUGAGAAUAUAGGAAUGUUCUGGAUCUGAACCCUCAAUUAAUUCUAUUAUGGAUGUAUUAUGCCUUUUAUCUUUUCACCUCUAUGCUGGAAGAUGUCUUAGCCAUCGAUGCCAAAAAAAGCAUCAUUAAAAAUAUGAAGGUAUCUAUACCACCACAGUUCAUGCAGUAUAGUGCAGUUCUCCUCCUCCUCCAAGUUUUUCUCAAGUUUGACAUCCUUCUUGCUGCCCCUUCAGUUGGACUCCAAGAGGAGAAGGGAUCUGGGCUUGAAGCCACUGAAAAGAAGCUGGAUCUUCAGAAAGAAUUUAGCAUGAGCUUAAAACUCUCACGGCAACUUCUUCGCAAAACAAAGGACCUUACAAGAGACUACCUUUUGGACCGUUUAUCUGGAGCUGAGGUCCCUUUUAUUUCCCACUUGAAGCACCUUCCCUCAACCAGCAUUGAUUUUCACACAUGGAUCUCUCUUUCAGAUGCCAGACGCCUGUCGCAGAUAGCCAAGACCCUUUCAUUUUAUCACAGAUUGGUACAACAGCUGAGGAACUUUGAAGCAAUCAAAGAAAAUUCUGAAUUCUCCUCUCAGUUCGAAGAUAUUGAUAUUAACCUCCGAGAUCUCAGUCAUCAAGUGGAUUACCAGAUUACACUUUGUGGCCUGUCAUCUAAUAUCCAGCCUGAAUCAACUCCUCAGAUCCUUCAACACCACAGUCAGUGGACGAACCGCCAAGAAGUAUAUAUUGUCCUUCGUUCUCUCGAAAGCUUCCUGGUUCGUGUUGCACGAGAUUUUUUGAUGCUCAGGAUGAGGGUGCCCAAAGUGGCUUCACCUUCCAAGUUUUUCUAGUCUUAACAUUUCCUGUUUUAAUCCCCAUCACCCUAUUCCAAACAGCCAAGGAAUGCGGGCAUCCUGGUAUUUCAGUGACAAUGCUGUUCUGUAAAUUAUCUAAAUUAUCUAUUUUAUAUAUUUAUUUAUUUUUUCUAAGUAUUUUAUUAUUUUAACUUAUUUGUUAAAGCAAUGCUUUGGCUAGGUUCACAUAAGCAACUGUUUAAAGACUGCACUUUCUCAAAACAAUGUGACAAAAUAAAAGUAUUUUUUCCAAAGGUCAGAAAGAAUUGGCAACAAGUUUGCAGGGAAUUUUAAAUAUUGUGUUUAUCCAUAAAAAUAUGGGUGGCUACUACUUUGCUUCAUCUAAUUUUUUUUAAAAUGGCUAUUUAUUCAAAUGGGGCAGAGAAUCGUGAGGGUAUCUACAGAAAGAUAUAUAAUAUAUAAUUCCAAUGGAUUAUGGGUAAAUGAUUCUGAAAUUUUCUAAAACAGA